GUCUAUAAAAAUGUAGCUGAAAGCCUGGGAAGUCCUGACUGGAGCUCUUUGUGCCUCCUCUGCCCACAGGUGCUCCAAGUGACAGCUCCCGCUGGGAAGAUGCACUGGUGGAAAGUGAUGGCAGCCCUUCUGCUCUGCUCACUGCUGCUCAGCCAGAGCCACGGCGUGUCCCUGGCCCUGGGCCAGCCCCGCAGUCCCCGGCAGAGGAGGAUGACGCCCUUCUGGAGAGGAGUGUCCCUGAGACCCAUCGGAGCCUCGUGCAGGGACAACAGCGAGUGCCUCACCAUGCUCUGCAGGAAAAAUCGCUGCCUCCUCUCCACGGCCUCAGCGUGAGCUGGCACCAAGCACAGCCUGCACUGUUACUGCUGACCAUGGGAUGUAUUUAUUGACUGCUCAGGAGCUGGAAGGGCCUCGAGCAAUCAGGGUAUUUAAUAUUUCUGUCACAUGUGCUGAUAAAAGGACUUCAAGGAGCUCCAGAGCAUCUCCUCCCACAGCCACGCCUCAGGAGGCCUCUGGCCAAGCUCAAUAAAGGGGCUCUGCAUCUC
Molecule: messenger RNA, 545 nt
Organism: Poecile atricapillus (Black-capped chickadee)
Lineage: Eukaryota; Metazoa; Chordata; Aves; Passeriformes; Paridae
Gene: LEAP2
Product: liver enriched antimicrobial peptide 2
Exons: 3
Coding region: 100-333 (77 amino acids)
Biological process (GO): antimicrobial humoral immune response mediated by antimicrobial peptide; defense response to bacterium
Source: RefSeq, a predicted model, not a curated record